Molecule: messenger RNA, 2541 nt
Organism: Phycodurus eques (leafy seadragon)
Lineage: Eukaryota; Metazoa; Chordata; Actinopteri; Syngnathiformes; Syngnathidae
Product: coagulation factor XIII A chain-like
Exons: 17
Coding region: 94-2295 (733 amino acids)
Biological process (GO): peptide cross-linking; blood coagulation, fibrin clot formation
Molecular function (GO): protein-glutamine gamma-glutamyltransferase activity
Source: RefSeq, a predicted model, not a curated record
GGAAGUCGCUCGGUUACUUAAGGGGCCCGGACGCGCACGUCAACAUCACGACUGCGACUCCAUCGCACAGAUCGCCUCUACGCCGCGGCCGUCAUGAACACGACGGGGCGCUACAACGAGCCGCCGUCCAUCAUCAACCUGGUGGGCAACAUCGACGACUUUCCCGAAUUCCAGCCCUUCCGCCCCCACGAAGACGGCGGCGAGGAGGAGUUUGACGCCGAGCCGGGCCCGCGAGGCCGGCGCGACGCGCUGAGCGUGGAGGGCGUGGACAUGUGCAGGGAGAUCAACAUGCCCGAGCACCGCACCCGAGCCUACGACACCAGGAACCUGGUGGUCCGCCGGGGCCAAGAGUUCGUCCUGCACGUCACCUUUUCCCGACCCGUCACCCCCAGGGACAAGUUCCAGCUGGAGUUCCUGAUUGGUUCCAACCCCUCGGUCCGCCUGCGCACCCUGGAGCGGGUCACGUUCGGCACGCGCCACCGAGGUCGCUGGCCCGGUCGGAUCGUGGAUUCCCAGGGCUCGCGGACGGUGUUGGCAAUCACGGCGCCGGCCGACACCAUCGUGGGGAAGUUCCGCAUGUACGUGACGGUCGUGUCCUGGAGGGGCUUGCAGCGCACCAAGAGGGACCCGGCCACCGACUGCUACGUGCUUUUCAACUGCUGGAACAGCGGGGAUUCUGUGUAUUAUCCGGAAGAGCAAGGACGGCAGGAGUACGUCCUCAACGACAGCGGCGUCAUCUACAUCGGCUCCAGGUCCACUCUGCUCAGUCGCGACUGGGUCUUCGGGCAGUUUGAACGCGGUAUCUUGGACGCGUGCAUCUACAUCCUGGACGUGUGCCGCAUGCCCAUCAGAAACCGCAGCAACGCCAUCGAAAUGGUCCGGAAGGGUUCCGCCUUGAUCAACUCUCAGGAUGAAAACGGUGUGCUGGUGGGCAACUGGAGCGAGAACUUUUCCGGAGGCAUGGCGCCCACCCUGUGGACGGGCAGCGUGAAUAUCCUGCUGCAGUACGCCAACACGGGCAGCUCCGUGCGCUACGGCCAGUGCUGGGUCUUUGCCGGAGUCUUCAACACUUUCCUGCGCUGCCUGGGCAUCCCGGCCAGAGUCAUCUCCAACUUCAACUCGGCUCACGACAACAACGGCAACCUGAAAAUCGAACUCAUCUUCAGGGAAGACGGGUCCGCGGACGAGCGCAACACGCACGACUCCAUCUGGAACUACCACUGCUGGAACGAGGUCUUCAUGACGCGCCCGGACCUGCCCCCCCGACUGAGCGGCUGGCAGGUGGUGGACGCCACCCCCCAGGAGACCAGCGACGGACUGUACCGCUGCGGUCCCGCCUCGGUCCUCGCCAUCAAGGAGGGUCUGGUGGGGCACUCCUACGACGGCGCCUUCAUUUUCGCCGAGGUGAACAGCGACGUCAUCUACGUGACGCAGGACAAGUACGGCAACGAACUCUCCACCUACGUGGACAAGAGGCUGGUGGGGCUGGGACUCUUCACCAAGCACAUCCUGGCGGACGCCCCCGUCGACAUCACGCACACGUACAAGUACCAAGAAGGAAGCGGCGACGAAGCCAGGGCCAUGGAGACGGCCCAGAGCUUCGGCUUGGCGAGAGACCACCCGGACCAGCCCGUCGCCGCAGAUGUUCUGAUCACCGUCUCGCUCGCCGCUGAACAGGUGGACCUGGGUAAGGACGUGUACGUGACGGUGGAGUUCCAGAACCACGGCGACGCGGCCCAAACGGUGAAGGCGCUGGUGACGUGCGCCGUCAUCUACUACACGGGCGUGCUGUCCAAGCGCUUCAAAGAGGAGCCCGUGGAGGUCACCGUGCCGCCCAAUCAGACCGAGCGUGUGGUGCUGAAGACCAAGGCUCAAGAUUACAUGAAGAACUUGGGCUUCCAGCGCUUCCUGUGCUUCACCCUGGCGGGUCACGGGGAGACAGUGUACCUGAACGCCAUGAAGGUGGUCUACCUGCAGGCGCCGCACCUCCAGCUCAAGGUGAGCGGCGUCCAGGAGGUCGGACGGCACAUGUUCGUCAACGUGUCCUUCACCAACACCUUCAACUUCCCGCUCUACAACGUCACCCUGGCCAUGGAGGGCCCGCGAGCCGUGUCCAACAGGACGCACUUCUACAAUGUCCUCCAGCCUCAAGCUUCCUUUAACUGGAAGGAGUCCUUCGUCCCGCAAGUGAUGGGGAAGCGCACCCUGGUGGCCGUGAUGUACGCUGCAAAUCUCUGCGAGAUUUGGGGCAAGGUCGACUUCUUGGUGGAGGCCGGGCCCGCCGUCGCCAACUGAGGCGCCGACGUCGAAGUGUUUGAUUCUCUUUCGCACGAAAUCAGUCAGCAAUCCGAGAGAAUCGGCGGAAAACCAAAAGCGGCCGGCACCAGAUUGAGGCUUCGGCCGACGCCGGCGAUAUUCAAGCGAGCGUAGAUUCCAAUUUGACAAUGAGGAAAGUCGAUCUCUUCGUAUCGGAUGAUUUCUCUCGGCUCAUCGUUCGCUCUCACGUGUUUCCUGCUCAUAUACUAACCCGAUAAAGCAAAG